This is a messenger RNA of Abrus precatorius (Indian licorice), 4269 nucleotides long. Its product is annotated as putative pentatricopeptide repeat-containing protein At5g37570. Lineage: Eukaryota; Viridiplantae; Streptophyta; Magnoliopsida; Fabales; Fabaceae. The record is from RefSeq and is a predicted model, not a curated record. Gene Ontology annotation, biological process: RNA modification. Bases 111 to 1841 code for a protein of 576 amino acids. Gene Ontology annotation, molecular function: RNA binding; protein binding. The transcript has 2 exons.
GCUUAGAAAAUGAAACGAGGGAUACCCAUUCUCAACCCUUCUUCCCAACUCUCCACCCACCAAUUACACCAUCUUCCAAAAUCUAAACUACAACAUGACUGCAUUUCAACAUGAGGACUACAACUUCAGCAUUUUCCCAAAGCCUAAGCACAAAACUUAAGCUUCGUUUAAAGCAAUUGCUCUAUGCUGCCAAAACUACUGAUCAUCUGAAACAAACCCAUGUUCUCUUUCUCAAACUCCUUACUCAACAGCAACCCCCUUAUUACCAUUACUUCAUGGGUCGUUUGUUACUCCGUCUUCUUCACUUCACUGAUGAAAGAACCAAUCUUUGCUAUGCCCACAAACUGUUUGCCACAAUGCCAAGCUGCUCCAAUAGCUUCCUUUGGACCUCCCUUAUUCGUGCAUUCCUUUCCCAUCAUACCCAUUUUCGCCAUUGCAUUUCUACCUAUGCUAGAAUGCAUCAAAAUGGGGUUUUGCCAUCUGGGUUCACCUUCUCUUCGGUACUUAGCGCUUGCGGGCGAGUACCAGCUAUGUUUGAAGGAAAACAAGUUCAUGCCAGGGUGGUGCAGUCUGGGUUUAUUGGAAAUAAGAUUGUGCAAACUGCACUCCUUGACAUGUAUGCGAAAUUCGGCUGUGUAAGUGAUGCGCGCGGCGUGUUUGAUAGAAUGUGUGAGAGGGAUGUUGUUGCCUGGACAGCAAUGAUUUGUGGAUAUGCCAAGGUUGGAAUGAUGGUUGAUGCACGGUGGCUAUUUGAUAACAUGGGGGAACGUAAUUCUUUUACUUGGACUACAAUGAUUGCUGGAUAUGCAAAUUGUGGAGACAUGAAAGCUGCCAAGGAAUUGUAUGAUGUCAUGGAUGACAAGAAUGAGGUCACUUGGGUUGCAAUGAUAGCUGGUUAUGGUAAGUUAGGUAAUGUGAGUGAAGCCAGAAGGGUAUUUGAUGGGGUACUUGUGCCACAUGGUGCAUCAACUUGUGCAGCAUUGCUUGCUUGUUAUGCACAAAAUGGAUAUGCAAAGGAAGCUAUUGACCUGUAUGAGAUAAUGAGACAAGAAAAGAUCAAAAUCACCGAGGUGGCACUGGUGGGUGCUAUGUCAGCUUGUGCUCAACUUGGGGAUAUUAGAAUGUCAAACACAUUAAGAGAUCAUCUCGAGGAGGGUUGCUGUGAUAGGACACAUAUUGUUUCCAAUGCAUUGAUCCAUAUGCACUCAAAAUGUGGAAAUAUAAACUUAGCAUGGAGGGAAUUCAGUACAAUGAGGUGCAGAGACACAUAUACUUACAGUGCAAUGAUCACAGCCUUUGCUGAGCAUGGGCAAUCACAAGAUGCUGUUGAUCUUUUCUCAAAGAUGCAAAAGGAAGGAUUAGAGCCAAACCAAGUUACAUUCAUUGGUCUCCUUAAUGCUUGUAGCUCUUCAGGUCUUAUUAAAGAAGGUUGUAGGUUAUUUCAGAUUAUGACUGGGGUAUUUGGUAUUGAACCCUUACCUGAGCACUAUGCUUGCAUAGUUGAUCUCCUUGGGAGGGCUGGGCAACUUGAAAGGGCAUACAAUCUAAUAAAGGGGAAUGCUACUAGUGCUGAUGCAGCAAGUUGGGGUUCUUUAUUGGCAGCUUGCAGGGUUUAUGGCAAUGUUGAAUUGGGUGAGACUGCAGCUAGACAUCUCUUUGAAAUUGAUCCUGAGGAUUCUGGAAAUUAUGUGCUUCUUGCAAACACUUAUGCAUCGAAGGAUAAAUGGGGGUGUGCAGAAGAGGUUAAGAAGUUGAUUAGUCAAAAGGGAAUAAAAAAACCAUCAGGGUAUAGUUGGAUUCAGAGAGAGAUCAAGGGACAAUAUAAAGAAGAAGCACUUUGAUUGUUAAUUUUGGAUUGUUAAUUUUGGUCAGUCAGAUAUCCUCUUCAAUCAAUAUGGUGAUGUUUACUUGAUCACUCAUGUACUGGCCAACAUUGCACAUCAUUCAUUCUUGCCUUUACCUUGAAAGUUUUCAGUAAUUGUGGAGUGAGCUUUAAAUUCCCAGCUUUAUUUCUGGGCCAUGCAUGUAUCUGAGAUAUCAAUAUCAUUGUGUAGGGGUAGGCCAUUAAGUUAUGAAGCCAUUAAGCAAGGCUGUUAAUCCAUCUAUAAAGGAACCAACUUCAUGUACAUGUUGUGGAUGAGUGUGGUAAUUGAGGAACAUUACAUGGAAAGAACAGUGGGGGCAGUCAUAUUCGAUUGCUUUGACUUAUAACUAUCAACAAGCAGAUAUAGGGACAAAGAUAGACAUGGGGAAGAACACAGUAGGAUUAUCUCCAAGAGUACAUCAUUUGGGCAUGCAAGGAACUGUAGAGGCUAGAAAUACUCAAAACUCCCUCCCAAUGCGACUCAAUGCUUGUUGGUGAUAAAGCUGCAGCAAAUACAUAUCCUACAUCGAGGUAAUUUCCCCCCUUUUGUUUAAUCUUUCUUCUGCAUUUAAAUCUGGUUUUCUGUUUGUGCAUAGUUCAGUAACUGUGGCAGUAUGACUACUUUUGGUAUAUACGUUGUUGAAUAACUUCAAGUCUUAAUAACAAUCUCUUACCUAAGAAAAAAUUGAAGGAGAGACAAAGAGAUGAACAGUGAGAGAUAAGAACCGGAAAAAUAAAAAAAUUUGAUACAAAAAGAUUUUGAAAUAUUAUUUGAUCAAUUCAAAAUUCGAGGAAAAUGUCCUUAUGACAAGGAUUUUGUACACAUAAAAUUGUAAAUGCAUUGGAUAAAAGAAUGUACAAUUUCCAGAUAGUGAUAGUGCUAAAUAGUCCAUGAAUUUUUAGGAAACCAUCAAUUUGAAUUGGACACUAAUAAUGCAAAAUGUGGAUUAGAUUAAUAAAGUUGAAAUUAUACAUAUAUGUAUGUAUCAUAUAUUAGUGUUCCUUUUCAUUCUGAGAAAUCUGUAAGUAAUUUGAUGGCUAUGGAUAGCAAAUAUAUGACUAAGAAGUAACAGCUGUUAGCUUCUUGUUUAAUUAUAGAACAUUAGUACUUCUUUGUACUGCUUUAACAGGUGGCCUCUUUUCAAGAGGUUCAUGCUAGUAGAAGACUAGAAAUUAUUUAUGUUAUGGAGUAUCCUGACAUUUGGCCUCCUGAUUUUGACUUUCUCAUGUUCCAGUGAUCAUUGACCCUUAGGUAGCUUUAAUUUGUUAUGUUCUCCGGUUGUUAACUGAAACAGUGAGCAACGACAGUAUAUCUUUUUGUGACCUGUUGACAUACAACUGGACAUUUUUAAAUAAAGAAAGAAGGAUUAAUACAACGGAAAAGUUUCCUUACACAACUCUAAUGCAAAUAUACAACAAUAUAUCUUUCACAAUGCUUAUCAGACAUUGUGUGAUAAAAAAUAUUUUAAUUUGGUCUUUGAAAGCAGAUAAAUGUUCCUAUUUGCUUUCUAGGUUGAUCUACUUAUUGAGUUGUGUGAUAAAAUUUUGAUUCUAGAGGGAUCACUCUUCAUGCUAUCAAAUUAUUAAUCCCUUCUGCUGUUGGAUUAGAAUUUAGAUUUCAUCUCUGUUGUGAGAUUCCCUAAAUUUUAUGUCUAGAUAUCAUUUAAUAUACUUUUUAUGCGUUUUACGGAUGUAUGCUUAGCCUCGUGAAACUAAUGCAGCCAUAGAAGAUAUGUUAGAUUUUUCCAGCUAUUUUAGUUUACACUAAUAUGCUAUGAAGCAAAUAGAGGUUAAACUUAUCAAAUGGGAUAUAUAGAAAACUAUUAACACAAACCAAUGUUUCCCCUUCUCUUGAAACGGAAGGUAUUUUUUUUCUUACAUGCAUGCUCAGGAUUCAUGGUAGAGGCAGUUAUUUAUUAUAAUGUAUUACCAUUGUUAACACAGUUGACAAGGGUAUCAAAUUACAACUGUGGUAUAAAAUACUGUUCCUCAGGGAUUACGAUGUCCAAUACUAGCUUACAACAAUAGUUAAGUCUUAUCCCAUUAGGUAAGGUAUACAUGGAUCACACGAUGCCAUUGAGCUCGGUUAAAAAUCAAAUUUUCAGAAAUUUGAUUAAUCAAAAGGUCUUUUUUAUUGCUAACACUAGCUUGGUUGUCCAAUACUAGCCUACUAAUUUAAAUUGCUUUUGACAGAUCUAACAAAUGAAUGAUUCCAUAUCAUAUAACUUUAUUUACUUAUUUUUAAUGGUUAGAGCUGAAAUCCAUACAAAAUUUCGUCCUUCUUUUCCUAGUGGUACCAAGCAACAAUUUAUUCUCAAGGAGCAGAAUUUUACAACACAUUACCACUCUUUUUCCUAAAAACUAAUUAUCAAUUUGUUCAUAUCAAUAGGAAUUCAGUUAACAUU